Messenger RNA from Hirsutella rhossiliensis, 351 nucleotides. RefSeq lists its product as uncharacterized. The transcript has a single exon. The coding region runs from base 1 to 351 and encodes 116 amino acids. The record is from RefSeq and is a predicted model, not a curated record. NCBI's taxonomy places the organism in Eukaryota, Fungi, Ascomycota, Sordariomycetes, Hypocreales, Ophiocordycipitaceae.
AUGAGCCUCUGGGGAAUCGACCGAGUCGAGCGUCUGCUCAAGUCCGGCACUGGCUACGUCGAGUGCUUUAUCAUCCUCAGGGUGGAAAGGAUGGAAACCCUCGAGCCGAGACGGGGCGUAAGUCGGUUCGGCCAGAAAACCCCCUACUGGGACGAAUCGGAGGGUGCCGUAAAUGCUCUGUGGGCGAGGAUGGACCCCACUAACCUGGCACAAGAAGAAGUUCUCGAGAACCUCUACCGCGCGCUCGUGUGCGUCAACCGCAACGGGCGGACCCUGUUCGACGACGAAUCACGCUAUCCCGUCACCUGCCGGCUCCCCACGCCGGCUGAUUUGAGGAAAUCCGAGUCUUGA